UUUGUGCGGGCCGAGUCUGUUGCAUGGGGUAUUUGGCCAACAAUAGAAAGUGGUACGUGCCAUCCCUUAGUGGCUGAAGGUAUAUCUACAGGCGGCACGGGCAUGGUCCUGCUGUCAACAGAAUAUUGGUUCCAGACUGAGCAGGGUUAGGGCGGAACGCUGAAAAGAUCAAACGCAUGUCCAGUAGCCAGGCUAUCCUAUUUUGAAGCUGUCUUCCAUCUCUUCAAACGCCGAAGAUCUCGUUUGGAACUAGUGUCCAGUCCCCUCUCCAAUCCCUUUUCGCAGGAUCUUGAAUCUGUUUUAAAUACAAGCACCCAGAGAAAUCGUCAACAGCACGUCGUAGAAUGGGACUGGUUAUUUAAAUUACUUACAAGACAAAAAGGAAAACCUCACAGUCGCUGGCGAAGGUUUAGCGCACCAAUGGCAAGGAUUUAGUGAAGUGUCAUUUAGACGGCUCUUGCGCUCCAGGCGAGUGUGUGUGUGAGUGCGUGUGUGUGUGUGAGAGUGUGUGUGUGUCAGGAUGCCACUGGUGAAGCGCAGUAUCGAGCCCCGGCACCUGUGCCACACAGUGCUGCCACGCAACAUCAAGAAUGAGCUGGAGUGUGUGACCAACGUCUCCCUGGCCAACGUCAUACGACAACUCAGCAGCCUCAGUAAGUAUGCGGAGGACCUGUUUGGGGAGCUGUUUAAUGAGGCACACUCCUUCUCCUUCCGGGUCAACUCCCUACAGGAGCGCGUGGACCGCCUCUCUGUCUCCGUCACACAGCUAGACCCCAAGGAAGAGGAGCUGUCGCUCCAGGACAUCACCAUGCGCAAAGCCUUCCGCAGCUCCACCAAUCAGGACCAGCAGCUCUUUGACAGACUGUCGUUGCCCCUCCCCCUGAAGGAGACCUUUGACCUCUGCGAGCAGCCGCCACCCCUCAACAUCCUCACUCCCUAUAGGGACGACGGCAAGGAAGGGCUGAAGUUCUACACCAACCCCUCGUACUUCUGGGACCUGUGGAGGGAGAAGAUGCUGCAGGACACCGAGGACAAGAGGAAAGAGAGGAGGAAGCAGAAGCUGGACUGGCCUCAAGGGUACACACCCCACGAGCCCAACUUGCCCCCAGCCCCACAGUUGCAAGACCCCCACUCCUAUGAACAGGUCUAUAAGUACCUAGACCUCCCCGCACAGCAUAAGAACAUUGAUCGUAUGGCGGAUCUAGAGAAGGUUCCGCGUGCACCUCACGACCGUAAGAAGGAGUGGCAGAAGCUGGCCCUGGGGGCGGAGCUGGCCGAGCAAGACCUCGAAGACACACAAGUGGAUGCCGCCAACGGCGCACGGCCCAUGAUGUACAUGGAGCAUGAGGGAACGUUCUCAUUGGCUGCGCUACCGUACUGUCAAAUGAACGAGCUGUUGAACCGAGGAGACCGCGCAGGAUACGGCCGUCCUCACGAUCCCCCACCCCCACCCCCCGCCAUCAGCUCCAGUUCCGGCCUGUCCGACGGCGUGCCUGGAUCCCCCGGCCGCAUGGCCGGCUUCCCCAACUCCAACACCCCCCCGCCGCCCCCUACUCCUCUGCCCCCUCCCCCGCCCCCUCUUCCCUCCUCCGCCGUGCAGCCAGGCAUGCGUGGCACGCCGCCUCCCCCCGUCCCACCCCUACCGUCCCAGCCGCAGCCACAGCAGCUCCCUCCAGCCAUCCCCCCGGCCCCCCCCUCUCUGCAGAUCGCUCCGGGGGUCCUGCACCCGGCCGCGCCGCCCGUGGCGCCCCCUCUCCACAUGGGCUCCCCGGCCAAGAUGCCCGGCGUGCCCGCCGACGGCUCGGUGCUGCCCCCUCCGCCACCGCCACCACCGCCGCCCCUGCCCGGCGCCCGGGGCGCCUCCCCUGCCCACCACUUGCCCGCUGCCGCUGCCGCCGCCAUGUCAUCCCCGCCCCCCCACGCCGCCGGCGGUGCUGGCCACGAGCCCAAGCGUUACCCGGCCAACCUGCCGCCCAUCAGCGACGCCCGGAGCGUCCUAUUGGAAGCCAUACGCAAAGGUAUCCAGCUGCGGAAGGUGGAAGAGCAGCGUGCGCAGGAGGAGAAGCACGAGCGCGUGGGCAACGACGUGGCCACCAUCCUGUCCCGCCGCAUCGCCGUGGAGUACAGCGACUCAGAGGACGACAGCGAGUUCGACGAAGUCGACUGGAUGGAGUGAAAAAGGAGAUACAGGGAGAGAGAGAGCGAGAGCGAGAGAGAGAGAGAGAGAUGGGGGGUGGCUCUGGCUCUUCUACUCUUUCCUUUAUCAGAAUUUCUACAAGGUCAACUUGAAGGAGUUAAGAAUGAGGGAGAGAGAGAGAGGGAGAGAGAGAGAGAAAGAGAGCGAUGGCUCUGCCUCCUCUACUCUUUACUUUACCAGCUCCUCUCGUCUACUCUUGUUUUGCGGUUACAGCUCCUUCACCUCUCCGGGUCGUCAGAAUGGUGUAAACAAAAGAGAAGGGAAGAGAUUGUUAGAGAGUAAGAGGGUGAGAGGGGAAGGGAGAUACACAGCUCAUCCACUCCUCUCCUAUUCAGAUCGUUGUCUUCUGUUUCGCGUCAUCAUGUUAUGUUAUUAUUGUUAUUAUGUGGUCCUGUCACCCCCCUUAUUGUUUUUUUUUUUACAUACGCACAGCUCACAGGUAUUCUGCCUCUUUUCUCUUCUCUCUCUAUUUUUCUCUCUCUCUCUUUCCCCUUUAUUUUCCAUCUUUUUUCUUUUUCAUUCUUUUCAAAAUUCCUUCCAUCUUUGCAUAUUUCUUUCCCUCCCCUUCCCUCUGUUUUCCUUACAUGCUUCUUUUUUUUUUUACAAGAAUUCUAAAUAUCAUCUUUACCAUCAUCUUUCUUCCUUUUCUUUUGCUCUGAUUUUCCAGCUGUGUUCUAGGGGAAGAAAAUCAUUGAAAAAGUAAACGGUUUUGUAUUCCUUUUUGACUACAUGUCUCUCGACAGUUUAGAUGACACUGUUUCUGUUUAAAUAGUGUGACGUCUUUCCAUCUUGUACAGUUUAGACAUGGAAUAACACAGUGUAUGGUUUUUGCACAAUGAUAUUUGAACUGAGGAGAAACGUUUGGCCCCUGCCUGUCUGUGUGUCCGUAUGUAUGUAACACUACGAAGGUGAUUUUCUUCAUUUUUUGCGCUCUACUACCACCAUCUGUUUGAUGAAGGAAUUGCAACUUUAUUGUCAAACUGUAGGAUUGUUUAUCUGUUUGUUUUCUUUGUCUCUUUAAUUGUUUAAGACAAAAAAAGAUGAAAAACUACUAAUUUGACAGGGGCCUUUGAUGCCAUUUUGAAUGAAAAUGAUCUAGGUGUCUUUAAGCAUUUUCGUUGGAAGGUCAGUUUGUGUGUGUGUGACUGUGUGUGUGUGUGUGUACGUGCGUGUGUGCAUGCAUGUGUGAGUUUGUGUGUGUACGUACGUUUGUAUGUGUUGUUUUUCUUUGUCAAUGAAGUCAAUUUUUGAAUGACAGAACGUGGUGUCCCAUUGUAUGUGUUUGAUUGACAAGAAAGUAAGAAAAAGAUGCAGUUACCAAACAAACCCGAGUCAAACUGAGGAAGAUGUAUUGAUGUUUUGCACCCUUGUAUUGUGUGUGUGUGUGUGUGUGUGUGUGUGUGUGCGUGCGUGCGUGCGUGCGUGCGUGCGUGCGUGUGUGCAAGGCAAAGACAAAGGGGAUAGUUAUCCCGGGCCCAGGUAGAGAAUGGGCACAGAAUUGUGUCCUCAUUACAUUGUAUGUAUUGGACUUGGUGGGCCAUUUCAAACGACUUUGUCCUUUCCCAGACAAAGCUGUAAGAGGCCCUGUGUGUGUGUGUGUGUGUGUGUGUGUGUGUGUGUGUGUGUGUGUGUGUGUGUGUGUGUGUGUG
Molecule: messenger RNA, 3846 nt
Organism: Engraulis encrasicolus (European anchovy)
Lineage: Eukaryota; Metazoa; Chordata; Actinopteri; Clupeiformes; Engraulidae
Gene: wasf1
Product: WASP family member 1
Exons: 11
Coding region: 521-2176 (551 amino acids)
Biological process (GO): positive regulation of Arp2/3 complex-mediated actin nucleation; actin cytoskeleton organization
Cellular component (GO): SCAR complex; lamellipodium; cytoskeleton
Molecular function (GO): protein kinase A regulatory subunit binding; actin binding; Arp2/3 complex binding
Source: RefSeq, a predicted model, not a curated record